AUGUCUCAUCAUCGGCCAAAACCUCCUCUUUGCAUCUCCAGCAUCGGCAUAACUAUCCAUGACCCGAAAAGAAGGGUCGAAUUUGCCGAGUUAAAAAUUGGUGGUCAUACGCGAGGCUUUCACAGUUCAGUCGCGGGAUUGACGCUCAGUGCAACUUUUGAUCCUGUCGUGGAGGUGAUUGUCGACCAAUUUUCUCUGUCUGUGCACUGUCGGCACAAUAUCAUGGGUCUGAUCUCGCAGAAGAAGCUGGUGGAUUUAUCAUUCACUAGAGACAAGAUUCUACAUAGAUCAGUUAACAGAGAUGGCAAACGAGAAUUUCACGAGACCCAAGGGAAGAUGACCAUCGUUAUCGAAAUAUGGCAGUUGCGGUCAACUGUCGACGCUAUCGUGCGGGCUUGUCCCAGGUUCCGACUGUUGGUGUUAGGGCAGUUUAUCUCCAAACACAUGCGAGGCGACGUGGAUAUUAACAAGCAGCUCUUUACCACGGACAAUUCAAAAUUUGUCCUUCACGAUGGCGGUGGCUUUGAAAGUGGCGACGGCAACAGUGUCUCAAUCGUGAAAGACUUCAUCGCUCGCCGACUUGAGAUGCCUGACUUGGAGGAUAAAUUACAUGCUAUCUGGCUUUGCAUCCCGAUACCUCGUAUCAAGGAAUGCUUGCUUGAGAGUGGUGUACAGGACUUUUUGAGAUCAAGAAAGCAAGUACUCGGCCGUGACAUUCCGAUUGUUGUCGUUCUUACCCAAUUCGACUUGUAUGAUGCGCAACACAAUGCUAUGGAAGCUGGCCAAAUAUUGGAAGAUACGAAAAAAACACUCCGCCAGUCGUGUGUUGAACCACUUGAAGCUGCAGUCGAUAGUGAGAUACCGCAUGUCGUUGUUUUUGCAGAGGACGCGAUAGAAGACACCGUACAACAGCUAGUCGAUGUCACAACCACCAAUGUUGACAAAUACGUCGCAGGGGAAGCGGCACUGGUUGCAAUGAUGGCUCAGCAAGUGGACAUCGGUCUUAAGAUCAAGGCGUCAAUUGUCAUUGGCAAGAAACGGCAUUGGAAAUGUCUUGCAGCGGGUACAAAUUUCACGGGUUACACAAUGUGGGAAUGUCUGUCUGCGAUCCAUGCGGAUAUCAUCGACAUUUGGAACUUCGACGACCCCCAUCAGGAUCUGCUCGGUCCCGAGUUCAAACAACUACUUCUACGAGGUCUGGACAAUGUCAACCAGCUUCCAGAUACGACAAAUGCGUCUGAUCUUGAUUUCGGACUUGCUGUAGUCUCCGCAAUAGUGGAUAUCCUUACGCCACAUGACUUCGCACCUAGCGUGUCCGCCACUACGGGUGUUGUCACGCCUGCGUGGGCUCAUGAGAUCUACCGGCCGACCAACAUGACUUUGUCGCGGAUCAUGACAUAUAUUGUGGACUUGACAUGCACAAUGCAGAUUUUGUUCCUACUUGCGCCCAAAUGGUCCAUCUCUUGUCCUGUCAUCAAGCUUGCCAUGAUGGCCUAUGAUGCGGCGAGCAAAAACCAUGUCCACGCAGCGAUUCAAUCCAGCGUGCCCUCAGUAGUUUCUGAUGCACGUCUCGAGAGGGACCACGCGUUAAAUAGGAUUAUCGAGGUGAUCGAGCAGUAUUCCAUCAAAGCUAGUAAGGCUCAGGACCUGAGGGCCAAAAUCAUCGAUGUGCAGCGUCGACUGGAUGAUGAGUGGGUUUGGGUCUGA
This is a messenger RNA of Suillus subaureus, 1707 nucleotides long. RefSeq lists its product as uncharacterized. The transcript has 14 exons. NCBI's taxonomy places the organism in Eukaryota, Fungi, Basidiomycota, Agaricomycetes, Boletales, Suillaceae. The coding region runs from base 1 to 1707 and encodes 568 amino acids. The record is from RefSeq and is a predicted model, not a curated record.